Vespa crabro (European hornet) is the source of this 2282-nucleotide messenger RNA. RefSeq names its product adenosine 5'-monophosphoramidase HINT3-like. Gene Ontology annotation, molecular function: catalytic activity. NCBI's taxonomy places the organism in Eukaryota, Metazoa, Arthropoda, Insecta, Hymenoptera, Vespidae. The transcript has 4 exons. The record is from RefSeq and is a predicted model, not a curated record. Bases 1729 to 2154 code for a protein of 141 amino acids.
AACGGAUAUUAUUGUAUAUUGUAUGAUUUCUUUCUGUCAUAUCGGAACUAUAAAUUAAUCAUUAUUUAUAAGCGAUAUUUAUAAAAAACAAAAAAAAAAUAUCAAAAAAAAAACAAAAAAAAAUAACAAAAACAAAACACAGAGAAACGCAAAAAAGAUAAAAAAAAAAAAAAAAAAAAAGAGAACAAACAAAAAGCACUGUACAGUCUGGGCAAUCCCGGUAAAAAUCCUUUUAGCUAUGUAAGAGACACCACAGACACAGGCUUUAUUGGGCCUAUCGGGGAGAUAUAAAUAUUUCAUGAAGAUAAGCAUGUCGUUCAUUUAUAUCAAGAAAAUUGUCAUUAUCAUACACACACACACAUGCACACACACACACACACACAUACACACACAAUCAAACAUACAUGCACUCAUACACACACACAUGUGUUUGUUAUUUAAUUCGUAUAUUUUAUAUAUAUAUGUAUAUAUAUAUAGAUACAUAUAUGUAUAUAUAUAAAAGAUUUUUUUUUAUUUACAAUUUUGAUAUAAUAUACAUAACAAAUUAAAAAAUUUGUUCUUUGGAUGAAAUCGACGAGCGAAAUUUGUGUAUGUGUUUGUUUAACAUAAUAUUAUAGGUAAAGUGAAGGAAGGUGUAUAUAUAUACAUAUAUAUGUAUAUAUAUGUGUAUGUAUGAUAUAUCUAUGUAUACAUAUAUAUAUAUGUAUAUAUAUAUUUAGUAAUAUUCGCAAGGAAUUCCACUAUGUAAUGUUUCAAGAAAAAAUGCUAUUUAUAUCAUUGUGCAAUUCAUGAAUAAGAAGUUUAAGGUAUGCGCGCUGAAACAAAAUUUCAAAUUUUUUUUCUUUUUUUUUUUUUUCCAAAAUAUUAGAAUCGAUAUCAAGGAACACAUGUUCUUUCAUUUUCCGACGUGAAAAGUCAUCUGUUAGACUUUCUUCAUUAAUUUUUUUUCUUUUUUUUUGUAUGUAGAAUUCAUAUUUACACGGCCAACAGUGGAACCAGGACAAAUGGCGAAGAGCUAUGAUAAUUGCGAAUGUAUUGCAACUUAGUAAAUUACAGUUUCUUUUUUUCUUUUUUUUUUUUCAUUUCCAAGGAGAUUUUUUUUUUUAUCAAUCUCCUUCAGCUCGACUGCCACAUACGUAUUGGAUAUGUUAUACGUUAUAUAAUUUAUUAGGCUCUCACAACACACUAUUAUAUUAUACAUAAAUAUACAUAUAUAAAUAUAUAUACUACUUAUGAAUAUAUGUACAGUUUAUAUAUUUUAAAUUAAAAACUACCGCAAUCAGAAAAAUGUGUGUCUAUUAAUUAUGAGUACAAACCGUUAUUUUGAGAGAGAAAAAAAGGAAAAAGAGAAACAAUUAAAAAAGACAGAUUUGAACGUCGACAAAUCUUUGAGCGCAAGUGUUAAUUUAAAAGAAAAAUACCGCACGGCGCAUGCGCACUGCGUUAUUCCAAUUCCACAAAAGAAAAGUCAAAGUAGAUAGAGUCACUUUUUCGAAUUACUCAAGUUAUCAUAACGAUAAAAAUGUUAUUGAUCUUUUAAAAUUAUUGCGAGGUGGUUUUUAAUAAAAAAAAAAAAAUUUUUUUAACAAUCACGAAAUUAAUGAAACGCGAAAUACAUAUUAUUAAUAAUAUAAUACGUUAAUAAAAGUCCAGGGACUAACCUCUCAUAUCGUAGACAGUGAUCUGUCAAAAUUAUUUGUUUCCAUUAAUAAAUAAUUUCAAUUUCAUAUGGACGCCGAAGCACAAUGCAUAUUCUGUAAGAUAAUAAGAAAUGAAAGUCCUAGUGAAAAGAUUUAUGAGGAUGAGAACGUUACGUGCAUUAAAGAUAUCAAUCCAGCAUCGGAUCAUCAUUACUUAAUUUUGCCAAAUAAGCAUAUACGUAAUGCCAAAGAGUUACAACCUGCUGACAGCAAGCUUUAUGAUAAAAUUAUUGCUUGUGUUCAAUUAAUAGUGGAAAAACAAGGACUCGAUAUCAAUUCUACGAGGACUGGUUUCCAUUGGCCGCCAUUUAACACAGUAAAUCAUCUUCAUUUACAUGUUAUUUCUCCUGUAGAAAAUAUGUCCAUUAUCAAACGAACGAUGUUUAAGCCCAAUUCUCUGUGGUUCGUCGACACAGACUAUGUGAAAUCACGUUUAGAAAAGAAAGAUACAUGAGAUAUAUAGCUUAAUUAUUAUUCAAAUUUUAUAAGUAUUUAUAUUUGUUAUAUAUACUUUAUAGUUAUAUUGAUCAUUUCAAUUUGAUUGUACAAUGUUGUAAGUAAACAAAUUCUAUUUAAAACUUA